GCGGUCGCGCCGCAUCGCCGCUGCUUUGAAAUAUACCUGCACCAAGACGCGUCCACGUUGAUUCAAAUUGUCCUUUACGUGAAAUAAGUGUCGAUUUUUUUUGUGAGCAGUGUAUAUGUCUAUACUGUGCCAAGUGUCACUUAAAUAAGGAUAUAAUUUAUUUAUGCAGAAAGUGUAAUUUCCCCCGAACUGUGAUAGAGCGACAUCCAUAACUGAACAUUAUUAAAAAAAAAACGCUUUUCCUGUGUAACUUGUAUUAGUGCCUUUACCGAACCAAAAAAGAGCUUAGUGUGAUAAUUAAGGACCAAAUUGAACAGCCUUACUUCUACUGUUUAUUAUUACAUAUCUUCCUUCUACUACCCAUCUCGACUGACUUUUACGUUUUCCUUCAAUAUUUGUGAUAUGAGUGUCGACGAUACUUGUUAAAAACGUCGACCGCAACAAGCAGAAUGGUGGUGCUACAAGACAGCGGGUCCCCGUUACAGGCCCCGGCGGCCCUGCUGGACCCCCUCGACUACAGGCAAACUCCCACGUGUCUCAAGAUGAUGACCAAACGUUACAUCAACAUACACCAGUGGCUCGGACCCGUCUGUCCCAAAGAACUGAAAGCACAAAUUCAAUUGUUCAGAUCUCAGCAAUCGCAGGCGGCCACCCCGAGCGCCGCCCAGCUUCAGCUCCUGCAGCAACAGCAGCAGCAGUACUUGGCGCAGCAGCAGCAGGCGGCCGCCUUUCCGCAGCCACCCUACGUCCUGAAUCCCCAGCAGGAGCCCUACCUGAUCACAGCCGGCGUCCCGCAGUACUACGGCGUCGGCCCCUGGGUCUAUCCCGCCCCUCCGGCCAACUUGAUCCAGCAGGGAGCCAGCAACGGCGCUAGAAGACCGUUGACUCCGAAUGGAACUGCCGAAGCCCAGCAACAAGUGCAGGCCCAGGUGCCUGGCGGCUACAUCGUCCCCUACUACGAUCAGAGCACGCCGAUCCUUAUGGCGCAGGGCGCCGCGAUGCGCAACGGCACGCCGAUGCGCCUCGUGUCGCCGGCGCCCGUGCUCGUGCAGCAGCAGCCGCAGGCCAAUCGACAGACGCAGGCAGCUGCGGCGGCCGCGGCCGCAUCGCUCUACUCGAGCACGCCGCAAAGCAUCUACGGAGCGAACGUCAACACUUCGGUCAACGGAGGCACCCUAGGAGAUAACUUGACUGGUUUGGGCUUGAGCACCACCGCAACAGGUAGACGCGAUUCCUUCGACAGAAACACGUCGGCGUUCUCGCCUUCGUUGGACUACAGACAGAAAUGGCCGACUUCGUACAACAUCGGAAGCAGCCCGAGCCCGUUGGCCGGGAGUUUGACGCCACCGCCGAGCGGUUCCUUGCAGCUCGGCGGCCUGGUGACGUCGCGAGUUCUUUCCGCCGCACCCGGGGCCGAAGCGAAAUACAGGAACUCCGUGGCCGCCGGUCUGUCCGCGAACGCGAUGUUCGGCUCGACGAAUUCCCUGUUCACCAAGAUCAAUUCAUCGCUGACCGCCGUGCCGAGCACGUUGGACAAGGGACCGCAAGGGAGGUCGAGAUUGUUGGAGGACUUCAGGAACAACAGAUACCCCAACUUGCAGCUGAGAGAUCUGGCCAAUCACAUCGUGGAGUUCUCGCAGGACCAGCACGGGUCGAGGUUCAUCCAACAGAAGCUGGAGCGGGCGACCACCACGGAGAAGCAGAUGGUGUUCAACGAGAUCCUGUCGGCCGCCUACAACCUGAUGACCGACGUGUUCGGCAACUACGUGAUCCAGAAGUUCUUCGAGUUCGGCACGCCCGAGCAGAAGACCACGCUGGCCCAGAAGGUGCGCGGGCACGUGCUGCCGCUCGCGCUGCAGAUGUACGGGUGCAGGGUGAUCCAGAAGGCGUUGGAGUCGAUUCCGGCCGAGCAGCAGCAGGAGAUCGUCAGGGAGCUGGACGGGCACGUGCUCAAGUGCGUCAAGGAUCAGAACGGAAAUCACGUGGUGCAGAAGUGCAUAGAGUGCGUUGAUCCGAAUGCGUUGCAGGGUAAAUAUUUGUUCCAGUUCAUCAUCCAGUCGUUCUCGGGGCAGGUGUACACCCUGUCGACGCACCCGUACGGGUGCCGCGUGAUCCAGCGCAUCCUGGAGCACUGCACGCCCGAGCAGACGGCCCCGAUCCUGGCCGAGCUGCACCAGCACACCGACCAGCUGAUACAGGACCAGUUCGGCAACUACGUCAUCCAGCACGUAUUGGAACAUGGCAAGCCCGAGGACAAGUCGCAGUUAAUUAACACGGUGAGGGGCAAGGUGCUGGUGCUGAGCCAGCACAAGUUCGCCAGCAACGUGGUGGAGAACGCUUUGCACGUGAUGAUGAAGGACCAGUACGCCAACUACGUGGUGCAAAAGAUGAUCGACGUGAGCGAGCCGACGCAACGCAAGGUGCUGAUGCACAAGAUCAGGCCGCACCUGAACUCCCUUCGCAAGUACACCUACGGCAAGCACAUCAUCGCCAAGCUCGAGAAGUACUUCAUGAAAGCCCCGGGCUCGAUGGGCUCCAUGGGCCCGGCCGAGCUGGGCCCCAUCGGCCCCCCGCCCGCCAACGGAGUCCUCUAAGCGAGUAACGAACUCUUUUUGCUUUCCGGCGUCAAGCCGACCCCCUUUUUUUAUUAUUAACAUUAUCAUUAUUAUAACGCAUUUUUUUAAGUUUUCGACCGAUGCGCGCCGCUUUUUUGGCGCGCGGUUCCAGUAUUUUUUCUUUUCAUUUCUCCCCCCCCCCUUUAAUCCGCCCGCGCGGCGACGAGUUUAUAAUAUUUAAUUUUCGUAUUUUUUUAUGCUUUUUUUCUCUUAUUUUUUAUUAAGGUCCUAGCAUAGUUAAGAUUAUCGUGUAUACAUAAUGUCUGUAUUAUAGUUGUAAUUUAUGUAUUUUGUCUCACAUCAUAAUAUCGUUGUGUUUGCUUGGCUUUUGUUUUAGAGUUUAGUUUCAUUUUAAUUAAGCAAGUUCACUUUUCUUUUGGCGGUUCAACGAUGACUUUUCAGUUUAUUUGUAAAAACAAAACAAAAGGCAAACAAUUUCAAUUGUGCGUGUUCAUCGAUGUUUUGUGUCUCUUUAAAUUAACGCUACUGGUUGUAUUAUAGGCAAAAUUUUAACGAAACGAAUCUCAAAUUUUAUUUUAACUUUAAAUAAUACUGCGGUGUGUCCAGCAGGACAAAUGGACUAAAAUUUUCGUUUUUUGAUCGAAAGUCAUUCUUCAGUAAAAAGUUCUGUUUGUUUUAAUUUAAAAAUAUUAUACAGUGGGUCAAAAAACAAAAAAGCAUGAAAUACUAUCAAGAGUAAACUACUUUUAUUUUUCGUUUUGGAGCAAAGUGAGAAAUGAAAAAAAGAUUUCAAAGUAUUCUAAAAUUUCAAAAUUAAAUUUCUAAUUUUAACUCUAAAACGCCUUUACUAAUCUUUGUGAUAUUUUGUAUAAAAAUACUUUAACUUAUAUCUCAGUUUACGUGUUUGAGGGUU
Brassicogethes aeneus is the source of this 3489-nucleotide messenger RNA. Lineage: Eukaryota; Metazoa; Arthropoda; Insecta; Coleoptera; Nitidulidae. The record is from the annotation of a GenBank genome assembly.